UCCAAUUGACGGUGCCCCCGUCUGACAUAGUUCAGUCGACGACGAACUCAGGAUGAUUCGACUACGUCUCUGGCAGUGGUGACGUUCUCGCAGCCGUACGAAUUACCGUUUCAUUGUGUGUUCUUCCUCCAACGUUAUUGCGAAUCGUGAAGGAAAGAAUUGUAUCGUUUCAACGUUGAAAAUCGACAUGAAGAUUCCUGUAUGGUUGACGAGAGACGCGAUUGUGCUUUGGGACCAGAUCGCUGGUCCGGUAACAAUGAACACGGUCAAGGUUCCACGUUACCAGUGAUCCGGUUCCUUUUUCUGGGCGUCGAUAGACGACCGCAAGGGAGAGGGUUUGUCAACUUCUUUUGGAAUAAACGCGUAAGCGUGGAAGAAAGGGGGGGAUGAGAUGCGAACGCGUCAACGCGAUUGAUAUGGCAACUGAUCUGUACGCGAAUGGAUCCGUGAAGUCAACGUCCGGCAGAAUUGCGGGCAGCAUGAGGCAACGUAAGACCGGCACGCUUGGCGCCGCGGCGCCUAUAUCUACGAAGGAGGAACGAUUGAAGUUCCAAGACAACAGGUUCUUGACGACAUUCGUACUCGGCCGAAAUAGAAAAAUAGCACCAGACGUCCUGCCUUCUUGUUCGCCGGGAAUAUUCCGACAGAAGUCCUUUCGCGCUUCGUCACCGCCGAAAAGUGCCAGUGCCGUGACAAAAAACCCAGCCGCAACGAAUAAUCGCGAUCGCGCCUGCGCCGAUCUAACCAGUCCACGUGAUUUAAAAACAUCAAACAGCAGUAGUCGGUCAAAAAGCAGCGGCGUGUUGCUUCUCGCGCGGGGCACCCGGGGUACCAGCAAGCACGCGCGCCUUAGCACGGUACUGGCGAACAAAAUGGCGUCCUCGAGCUCUAACACGGUGGUGCAGGGCUGGCCAAACACCAAGGACGACUAUGAGCUCAAAGAGGUUAUCGGGGUGGGAGCGACCGCCGUAGUGCACGCGGCAUUUUGCAUUCCACGGCAGGAAAAAUGCGCCAUCAAGAGAAUAAAUUUGGAAAAAUGGAACACGAGCAUGGAUGAACUGCUGAAAGAAAUACAGGCAAUGUCAUCCUGCAAUCAUGAAAAUGUCGUCACAUAUUACACGUCGUUUGUGGUAAAAGAAGAGCUCUGGCUGGUCCUCAGGCUUCUAGAGGGUGGAUCCCUCCUGGAUAUCAUCAAACAUAAAACAAGAACCACAAACUGUAAACACGGAGUAUUCGAUGAAGCUACAAUAGCUACAGUGUUACGAGAGGUACUCAAAGGUCUUGAGUAUUUUCACAGUAACGGACAGAUACACAGGGACAUCAAAGCAGGGAACAUCCUGCUAGGAGAAGAUGGCACCGUGCAGAUAGCCGAUUUCGGUGUCAGCGCUUGGCUUGCAACGGGACGAGAUUUAAGCAGACAGAAAGUCAGACACACGUUCGUGGGCACUCCAUGCUGGAUGGCACCUGAGGUCAUGGAGCAGGUGAGAGAGGACCAUGGUUACGAUUUCAAAGCAGACAUUUGGUCACUCGGGAUCACCGCGAUCGAGAUGGCCAGCGGAACGGCUCCGUAUCAUAAAUACCCACCGAUGAAGGUGCUCAUGUUAACCUUGCAAAACGAUCCUCCGACCUUGGACACAGCUGCGGACGACAAAGAUCAGUACAAAGCGUAUGGUAAAACAUUCCGGAAAAUGAUCGUCGAUUGCUUGCAGAAGGAUCCAACGAAGAGACCCACAGCGACGGAGCUGUUGAAACAUCCAUUCUUCAAAAAGGCAAAAGAUAAAAAGUAUCUUCAACAAACGUUGGUAGCUAUUGGGCCUAGUCUUGAAACUCGUGUACAAAAGGCCUCGAAAAGACAACCUGGCACGUCGGGUCGCUUGCACAGAACGGUUACAGGGGAGUGGGUUUGGUCGUCGGAGGAAGAGGACAGCGACGCGUCUAGCGCCGACGAAGGCAAGGAGGCUCUACCUGUUAACACGAUCGAGAAUCCUAGCAGCGAGGAGGAGGAGGAAGAGGUUUAUGGGCUGGUUAAAUCGGUACCUAGUAAGCUUGUUGUACAGGCUACAGACCAGAACGUUCCUAUAAAUUUGGUACUAAGAUUACGAAAUCAGAAGCGGGAGCUUAACGACAUUAGAUUUGAGUUUGCUGUCGGGGUAGAUUCAGCCGAAGGGAUUGCUGCGGAAUUAGUCGGUGCUGGUUUAGUGGACGGCAAAGACAUUGUCGUGAUAGCAGCAAAUUUACAAAAAUUAAUAGACAGUGCCGGUCAAUUACGGACAGUAACAUUUUCACUGAAUUCUGGUCAUGCAGCUAACGAAGUGCCAGACGAUAAGGCGUUAAUAGGAUUUGCUCAGAUCUCCAUCACCGAUUAAAUACUUGCAGCGCAUUUGAAAAUGCCUGGAUACCGUUCUUAAGCAUCGUCCAGAGAAUGGAAAGUAUCAAAAGCUCGUUUGAUAUUCUCGAUGACCGAGAAUAAUUGAAAAAGGAUUUUACUAAAUUCAUAGCAUUACCCUUUGUACCGCAAUUUUCUACAGCUUUUGCUACUUUCGCUUCUUGGGAGUUUUAACUAAGUGCAAUAAAGUAUGCAAAAUGCAAGGCGUUAAUAUACAGGACUCAGUGUGGACUGUUUGAAUGCAUAUUCAGAGCUAUGUACUGGCACGAAUUUAUGGGAAUCAGAUUAUCGAGCCCUUUUGUUAUAAAAAAAUUUUUGAAAAGUUAUCUUAUGCGUUUUGUUUUCGAUGGAAAACAAAAAUGAUCAAAAAAGUAAUCGACUUGUUUCAAAUAAUUUAAUGUAGCAAAAGGGUUAAGGAAUUCUGUCAAUUAAAUUCAAAACCCAUGGUAUUGUUAAUGGUAUUUCACGCAUGCCUUUUUUCUGCACAACGUUAGACAAGGCAAGAGAACGGAUAUUCAAAGCAGAAAGGAACAGUAUCACUUAUACUGGCUUAAGUUUUCACUCGCUCUAAUCAUUAAUGGCUGUAGUUUCACAUAUUCAAUUUAUAUCACUCAUUAUUGCAUUAAUUUCUAUGUAAAUAUUAGUAAUGAAAUUUCAGGUUAAGUUUACCAAUGCUUUGAAAGACAGAAUUUCAAAUAACUAAGCAAAUGAGUAAAACAACAAUUAUUGUUCGAAGGUGCUUAAACAUCUGACUUAAUUAUUUGAAAUACAUUCAAAUGGAUAUUCUUUGUGCGGUUGAGAAUUUUUUUAGUUGAAACAAUAUUUAAUUACCGCAUCACGUACUAAAAAAUGAAAGCAAUCUUCUGUACCAUAUGAAAUCGUUUAGCGUAUUUUCCUUAUGCUUCAUGCUACAGGAUUGUAGAACAUACGAAAGUACUAAUGAAACGUGUUUUGUACUUAAUUAUAUAGAAUUACGAAUAGCGGAUUUAUUAUUUUCUGGCUUCAUAGAUGCGGAUUAGCCAGUCGAAAAACGAAAAAAAAAAUAUAAAAAAAAAACAAAUUGUUCACGUGUCUGAAGGAUUUAAUAAACGAGCACAGGUAUUUUUAGAGAUGGUCUAUAACCCUUUAAAGUUUUACUUUGAAUCAGGUACAUGCAUUAUAUAUUAUGUACAGAAUUAUUUAUGUUCUUUUGACACUUCAUUUUGUUCUGAUUCUAGCUGGACGGAUAUAACACCUGAAAAAUGUAACAUCGUUUUUAGAAUAAUAUUUAAGUGAUCAACUUAUUAUAUCGUUACUAGUUUAUUAUUUUUUAUUUGAAAAAUUUCAAUGCAGAUCAUAUGAGAUUCCAAUGCGAAAUGCAUCCUAAGCUCACGUUUAAAACUUGAUUACUACAUCAGAACAGUUCAACUGUGUUAUUAGGAAAGAUCAAUAUGGAGAGCAGAAUUAGUCAUGUAUCAUAGAAAAAAUGACAUAUGUAUAAAUCAGACAGAGUAAUCAAAUGAAGUUAUUUGAAUUAUUGUGGAUAUUGAUAAUGAAAAAUGUAUGCAAAAAUGAAAUAUUUAUUGCUUAAAAGAAAAAAAAAUGGGUUUCAUGAAUAAAACCUAGAAUUAAUCUUA
Messenger RNA from Osmia bicornis bicornis, 4002 nucleotides. Its product is annotated as serine/threonine-protein kinase OSR1-like. The coding region runs from base 387 to 2366 and encodes 659 amino acids. Gene Ontology annotation, biological process: protein phosphorylation. Gene Ontology annotation, molecular function: ATP binding; protein serine/threonine kinase activity. NCBI's taxonomy places the organism in Eukaryota, Metazoa, Arthropoda, Insecta, Hymenoptera, Megachilidae. The record is from RefSeq and is a predicted model, not a curated record. The transcript is spliced from 11 exons.